Pogona vitticeps (central bearded dragon) is the source of this 1013-nucleotide messenger RNA. NCBI's taxonomy places the organism in Eukaryota, Metazoa, Chordata, Lepidosauria, Squamata, Agamidae. The record is from RefSeq and is a predicted model, not a curated record.
CGAGAGACCUCAGUGAGGCAGGUUUGAUGAGAGAAAACUACAAAUAGCGUUAAUUAUGCCCCUUGAGGAAGCCAGCUAGAGUAGUAAGCCUGUUGGAAGUCAGUCUGUUGAGGACUGUUGCUGAAAGCAGUCGUCUUCUGAGUUUGCUGUUUGAUCUGUCCAACCUAGCUGAGGUAAGACGAUGACUCCUCUCCCGGGAGCAGAUUUGGUGACCAAGCCUUUGCAGCUGUACCGUUAUUUGCUUCGCUGUUGCAAGAAGCUGCCGGGAAAGAACGUCCAGGAACAUUAUAAGCACACCGUCCGGCAGAGCUUCCAAGUUCAUGCUGAUGAAGACAAUCCAGAGAGGAUUCGGCAGAUAAUCAAGCGAUCUAUUGAGGAUGCUGACUGGGUCAUGGAGAAAUAUAAGAAACAGAAGUGAAGCGGGGGGAAGAAGCCGCUGGAGAGCAAUGAAAGAGACUGGAUGGAGUAGACUACAUGAGAACUGAUGACUUCCUCAACAAAAUCCAUGCCUUUCCUUCACGGAUCAGGAAAUGGAAGGCAGCCAGCUUUGUCGCCACCACCUUGACUUCCUUUGAGGAACACUGUCUGCUAUCAUUGGUUAUUCCGCAAGCUAUUGAUCCAUCAUUAAGGACAACCAAUAUUUUAUUAAAGACUUAAAAUGCUGGGCUCCGUUAGCAAUGGAGUCAGAGUUUCCAGGAUAUAAUGGUGGCAACUCAGGGCAUUUCAAAUGGUUGGAACAGGUUGCUUAUGAUCUUCCAACAAAUGUAAUGAAUGGGUGACUAGAAUUCACAAAGUCAGCGUUAGGUUAGAAAUGGCUAGUAAAGACUGAGAAGUCUUUUUUAAAAAUCGGCAUAUGGUCACCUUACUUCUGUUCACAACAAAGGCAUGAGCUGAAUUUAGCACACAAAAAAGAUUCACGGAUCCACUGCGGAUUUUAAACUAAACAUCCACUGCCUGUACAAACAAGCACUGUGCCGUUUAUUCCAGUUUCAAUAAACAUGUACCAAAUUAUA